AUGUCUGACUUUCAGGAUAGGGAACCAAGUAUUGUGAUUAAUGGUAAUUUAGAACCAGAAGAAGAUCAAGAAUUAUACGUUGAAGAAGAAAUUCCACAACAAAAUGAAGUUGAUGAAAAACCAGUGAAAAAAGUUGCAUUUACCGGUAUUGAAGAUACUGAAAGUGAAGAAGAAAGAUUGAAGCGUGAAUUUGAAGAAGGCGGUGGUCUACCAGAGCAACCUGUCAACCCUGAUUUCUCCACUUUAAAUCCUUUAUCACCUGAAAUUAUUAAUAGACAAGCUACUAUUAACAUUGGUACAAUCGGUCAUGUCGCUCACGGUAAAUCUACUGUUGUCAGAGCCAUCUCUGGUGUCCAAACUGUUCGUUUUAAGGAUGAAUUGGAACGUAAUAUUACUAUCAAACUGGGUUAUGCCAAUGCGAAAAUUUACAAAUGUCAAGAACCAACUUGUCCUGAACCAGACUGUUAUAGAUCAUUCAAAUCAGAUAAAGAAAUUUCUCCUAAAUGUCAGAGACCAGGCUGUCCAGGUCGUUACAAGUUAGUUCGUCAUGUUUCCUUUGUCGAUUGUCCAGGUCACGAUAUCUUAAUGAGUACUAUGUUAUCAGGUGCUGCCGUUAUGGAUGCCGCUUUACUUUUAAUUGCUGGUAAUGAAUCCUGUCCACAACCACAAACAUCAGAGCAUCUUGCGGCUAUUGAAAUUAUGAAGUUAAAACAUGUUAUUAUUUUACAAAAUAAAGUUGAUUUAAUGCGUGAAGAAAGUGCUUUAGAACACGAAAAAUCUAUCUUAAAGUUCAUCAGAGGUACGAUCGCUGAUGGAGCACCAAUUGUCCCGAUCUCUGCACAACUCAAAUAUAAUAUUGACGCUGUCAAUGAAUUCAUUGUGAAGACUAUUCCAGUUCCACCAAGAGAUUUCAUGAUCUCUCCUCAAUUAAUUGUCAUUCGUUCUUUCGAUGUUAACAAACCAGGUGCUGAAAUUGAUGACUUGAAGGGUGGUGUUGCUGGUGGUUCUAUCUUAAACGGUGUUUUUAAAUUGGGUGAUGAAAUUGAAAUCAGACCAGGUAUUGUCACCAAGGAUGACAAGGGCAAGAUUCUAUGUAAACCAAUUUUUUCAAAUAUCGUAUCAUUAUUCGCUGAACAAAACGAUUUGAAAUUUGCAGUUCCAGGUGGUUUGAUCGGUGUAGGUACAAAGGUUGAUCCAACUUUAUGUAGAGCCGAUCGUUUAGUUGGUCAAGUUGUUGGUGCUAAAGGUCAUUUACCAAACAUUUACACAGAUAUCGAAAUCAAUUACUUUUUGUUGCGUCGUCUAUUAGGUGUUAAAACCGAUGGUCAAAAGCAAGCCAAGGUCAGAAAAUUAGAGGUGAAUGAAGUUUUAAUGGUGAAUAUUGGUUCUACCGCUACUGGUGCCCGUGUUGUUGCCGUCAAAGCUGAUAUGGCAAGAUUACAAUUGACCUCUCCAGCUUGUACUGAAGUCAAUGAGAAAAUUGCUUUAUCAAGACGUAUUGAAAAGCAUUGGCGUUUAAUUGGUUGGGCAACCAUCAAGAAGGGUACUACAUUAGAACCAAUUGCCUAG
Molecule: messenger RNA, 1569 nt
Organism: Kazachstania africana CBS 2517
Lineage: Eukaryota; Fungi; Ascomycota; Saccharomycetes; Saccharomycetales; Saccharomycetaceae
Gene: GCD11
Product: translation initiation factor eIF2 subunit gamma
Exons: 1
Coding region: 1-1569 (522 amino acids)
Biological process (GO): positive regulation of translational fidelity; formation of translation preinitiation complex
Cellular component (GO): eukaryotic translation initiation factor 2 complex; cytosol
Molecular function (GO): tRNA binding; GTP binding; GTPase activity
Source: RefSeq, a predicted model, not a curated record